AUGGAUAUUUUACAAUUUCCUAUUAACAUGCUGAAUUAUUUCUACGAGAUAUCCGGUGUGGAAGUAGGUCAGCAUUUUUAUUGGCAAAUAGGGGGGUUUCAAGUUCAUGCACAGAAUCCUCGAGAAGCAAUUGGGCAUAUUGUAUGUGCCAAUUGUCAUUUGGCUAAAAAACUUGUGGAGAUUGAAGUUCCACAGUCCGUGCUUCCUGAUACCAUUUUUGAAGCAGUUGUUAAAAUACCCUAUGACAAGCAAAUAAAACAAGUUCUUGCUAAUGGUAAGAAAGGGACUUUAAAUGUAGGAGCUGUUCUUAUUUUACCCGAAGGUUUCGAAUUAGCUCCUCCGGAUCGUAUUUAUCCUGAGAUUAAGGAAAAAAUAGGUGAUCUUUAUUUUCAAAACUAUUGUCCCAAUCAAAAAAAUAUUCUAAUAAUAGGUCCUGUUCCUGGUCAAAAAUAUAGUGAAAUUGUAUUUCCCAUCCUUUCACCAAAUCCCGCUACUAAUAAAGCAGCUCACUUCCUGAAAUAUCCCAUAUAUGUAGGUGGUAAUAGAGGAAGAGGACAAAUUUAUCCCGAUGGGAGCAAAAGCAACAAUACAGUCUAUAACGCUUCAACAACGGGUAAAGUAAGUAAAAUUGUGCAUAAAGAAAAGGGUGGAUAUCAAAUAACUAUUGAUAAUCCAUCAGACGGUCGACAAGUGGUUGACUUUGUACCUCCAGGACCGGAACUUCUUGUUUCAGAAGGUGAAUUCAUCAAGGCGAAUUAG
Messenger RNA from Cryptomeria japonica (Japanese cedar), 759 nucleotides. Its product is annotated as cytochrome f-like. The record is from RefSeq and is a predicted model, not a curated record. Gene Ontology annotation, cellular component: thylakoid membrane; chloroplast. Bases 1 to 759 code for a protein of 252 amino acids. NCBI's taxonomy places the organism in Eukaryota, Viridiplantae, Streptophyta, Pinopsida, Cupressales, Cupressaceae. Gene Ontology annotation, molecular function: iron ion binding; heme binding; electron transfer activity. Gene Ontology annotation, biological process: photosynthesis. The transcript is spliced from 2 exons.